ACCAUGUCGUUCUCUGAAGCUGAGGUGCAAAGUGCCCGCGGUGCCUGGGAGAAGAUGUAUGUGGAUGCUGAGGACAAUGGGGCAACUGUGCUGGUCAGGAUGUUUACCGAGCACCCAGACACCAAGUCCUACUUCUCACACUUCAAAGGCAUGGACUCUGCUGAAGAGAUGAAACAGUCGGAUCAGGUCAGGGGCCACGGCAAGAGGGUUUUCACUGCCAUCAACGACAUGGUGCAACACCUGGACAACUCCGAGGCUUUUCUUGGGAUAGUGAACCCACUUGGCAAGAAACAUGCCACCCAGCUGAAGGUUGACCCCAAAAACUUUAGGAUUAUCUGUGACAUUAUCUUGCAACUGAUGGAAGAGAAAUUUGGCGGAGACUGCAAAGCUUCCUUUGAGAAGGUGACUAAUGAAAUCUGCACUCACCUGAACAAUGUCUACAAAGAGGCGGGUUGGUGAGGAUGUGCAACCUCCAGGCUCUUCAAACAUCUCGCCAGCACUGAUUUGCUGCUUUCGGGCCCCCAGCCACAGUGGAAAGAAUAAAAUAAAAAAAAAAAAAAAGGCAAGAAAAAGGCUUAUAUACUAUAGAUAUUAAUGCAAUGAUUUCCUUAGCAAACUGAGUUUCUACAGUUAAAUGAAACCUGCAGAUACAUCAAAGCCAACCAACAAAUCCUGAUGUGCUUUGCAGCUUUGGUGCUCCAGGCGGGUUCCUCUGGCCACAGUUCUUUAAGACUAUAUUUUAAG
Molecule: messenger RNA, 744 nt
Organism: Pterocles gutturalis (yellow-throated sandgrouse)
Lineage: Eukaryota; Metazoa; Chordata; Aves; Pterocliformes; Pteroclidae
Product: cytoglobin-1-like
Exons: 3
Coding region: 4-459 (151 amino acids)
Biological process (GO): oxygen transport
Molecular function (GO): heme binding; oxygen binding; iron ion binding
Source: RefSeq, a predicted model, not a curated record